GCCCUGGACGCCCGUCUUACGUAACAGCCAUGACGAGCUGAUGGCUACCUUCGUCUGGUUGCUGGUUGCUUGCUGCCUUCUCCGCGCCGCCGCAGCUGGCAACCCUGACGCGAAAAGACUUUACGACGACCUCCUCUCGAAUUACAACAAACUCGUGAGGCCGGUGGUAAACACUACGGAUGUUCUUCGUGUAUGCAUCAAACUUAAACUGAGCCAGCUUAUUGAUGUCAAUCUCAAGAACCAGAUUAUGACCACAAACCUCUGGGUGGAGCAGUCCUGGUACGACUACAAGCUGCGCUGGGAACCCAAGGAGUAUGGCGGGGUCCAUAUGCUGCACGUGCCUUCCGACCAUAUCUGGAGACCAGAUAUUGUUCUAUACAACAAUGCCGACGGCAACUUCGAAGUAACAUUGGCUACGAAGGCGACUAUCUACCACCAGGGACUGGUAGAAUGGAAGCCGCCGGCUAUAUACAAGUCUUCCUGCGAAAUAGACGUCGAAUAUUUUCCAUUCGAUGAGCAAACGUGUGUUCUUAAGUUCGGUAGCUGGACGUAUGACGGAUUCAAGGUGGAUCUCAGACACAUGGAUGAACAGGCUGGGAGCAACAUAGUCAUCGUAGGAGUGGACCUCUCAGAGUUCUAUAUGUCAGUUGAAUGGGACAUCCUAGAAGUUCCAGCUGUUAGGAAUGAGAAGUUCUACACGUGCUGUGACGAGCCUUAUCUGGACAUCACCUUCAAUAUCACGAUGAGGAGGAAAACUCUCUUUUAUACCGUCAAUAUUAUAAUACCCUGCAUGGGUAUAUCCUUUCUUACCGUUCUUACAUUCUAUCUGCCCUCGGAUAGUGGGGAAAAGGUGACACUAUCAAUAUCAAUCCUCAUUAGUCUCCACGUGUUCUUCCUGUUGGUGGUGGAGAUCAUACCACCAACAUCGCUGGUGGUGCCACUCCUCGGGAAGUACCUCAUCUUUGCGAUGAUUCUUGUAUCUAUAAGUAUAUGCGUGACGGUGGUGGUUCUGAAUGUGCACUUCAGAUCUCCGCAGACACAUCGCAUGGCACCCUGGGUGAAGCGUGUUUUUAUCCAUAUCCUGCCACGGCUGCUCUUCAUGAAACGGCCGCAGUACAAGUUUGAUACCACGAGGUCCCGGUUCACAACGUGUGGCGUGGUAGUUCGCUGCGGGGGCACCGCUCGCCCCCUGUAUCCCUACCGCCUGGCCGCCGCUGAUGACGACUGCUGCGCCCCCGGAGCGUGGCCCCCACCCCCCGCCACUCCGCUCCGUCCCCUCACCAGGACACCCAGCAAGGAAGACUUGACGCACACAACUUACGUACAGUCGGGUCUAAGUGAAAGUAAUCGCUUCGGCGGUAGCUGCGUGGUUCACGGAUCCACAGAAGGCGGGGCGCUAGGCGCUCCAGAGGAGGAAGCCCUCAGCCCCGUGCCUGAUCCUCCACCAGGGUUCAGCCAUUCCUCUUGCCCACCGGAAGUUCACAAGACAUGCUUCUGUGUUCGUUUCAUCGCUGAGCAUACGAGAAUGCUCGAAGACUCUACCAAGGUGAAAGAAGAUUGGAAGUAUGUAGCGAUGGUGUUAGACCGGUUGUUCUUGUGGAUAUUUACUUUAGCAGUACUGGUGGGGACAGCGGGAAUUAUCCUUCAAGCACCGACACUGUACGAUGACAGGGUACCUAUAGACAAACACUUCAACCAGAUCGCUACUUCCACUCUGGUCCGGUGUCCACCACCCACGUAGACGAUCAGGAAGACACUGCCAAAUGAGCAAUAAUACUAUUAAGUUUAAUUACUGAUCUGUUCUGAUGCGUGUUCAGGUAAAGUUUUAUAGUCGAAAGUCUACAACGUAAAGUAACUAAAGCUUUCGAACGGCUUUCGAACGAAUUUUUAUAGAAUUUGAAAACUAUUACACGUUUUGUUUGUAGGUAGAAGUUUUGUGUAAUACCCGCAUAGUUUACAGUUAAAUAUUUGUUAUUUAUGCAACUGUUGUGUAAUAAGGGGUAUUAAAACAUGUAUUUGGAUAAUAGUAUCACAUGAGUGUUUUAAUACCUAAUUAUCAACAGUUGCAUACAAGACUUUAUCUACACCCAUAAUAUGAAUCCUCUAAAAGAAUCUGAAAUAGUAAGCUUACUGCUUAUUAUACUGCUAUUAAAACAGCCAGUCCUAGUAGUAAUCUAAUAUCAUCCAUUACUGAUUAUAUACAAAUAAACUAAGUAUUAAUCACGGACUAGUAAAAAUAGAAGGACUCCGCGCCGUGAUAUUAGCAAGUGAAGCACCUUUAUUCUAGUAUGUGUGCGGUUACGGGGGAUUCCAGUUACACAAUUUUUUCUCCCUUAAAUUAUCAUAUAUCCACAAAUAAUUAGUAUUAUUAUACUAUAUAGUAUUGUUAUUACACUUUUUCACAACACACGACGGCAUUUGUAAAAUAUUUUAUUGCGACGCAAAACUGAUCUGUCACAGACGAUGGCAAAUCUCAUAAUGGCGGCUGAUCGGCUUGUAUUACUGUGUGUGCGUGAGGCUUUGUAUUUAUACGUUUACCGGCUUGUUUUGGUGACUCACUGUUAUGUGAGGUGACACAGAGUCCUUAUUUUUUACCCGUCCGUGCUAUUAAUGAAGGAAUUAUUUAUUUUAGUAGUAAUUUGCAGUGUUUAAAAAAUUCAGGCGGUGUGCUGUUAACACUUGACUAGCUCAUUUUUUGUAAACAAAACAAUAAAAAUAUCGAAGAAAAAUGGCGGGGAUUCGAAUGACCUACUUUCUUUUUAUGGCUCGCGACGUUCUGGUAGUGUGGAACGCGCGUAAACGAAAGUGUUCUUUUUUUGAAAUCCAUGCGCAUCGAGCAAUAAGAAUGUGGCUGUCUGUUGAAACUCUUUGUCCAUCAAGGGAUCGAAAAAAAAGAAAGAGUGUUGUUAUGAAAUUCAGUACAACAUCGCAACACUCGUUUGGUUGAUUUACUGGUUAUCAGGACAUUGGGUGUUUUAAUGUUGGGAAUAAGCUGUUUCAGAAUCUUUAAUAGAGGACUUAAAGCAUGCGUGUAGAUAAACACAAUAACAGUUUAUCGAAUAGUAAAUAGUCCUUUCCACAAGGCUCGAAAUCUAGUAAAAACCCAAAUUUUGUUAAAUUUCCAAAUUAUCAAAAUAUGUAGCAUUAUAAAAUUGUUACAUGACAGCAAAUCGUUUAAUAGUUUUUAUAUUUAUUACCAAAACUUAGGCUGUGUUAUUUAUAAACGCGAGCUAAAGUUACUGCAAGUUUAAAUAUUUUUCGGCCUUUCAUAUAAACUUGGUAUAAAAUUAUACCUGAGAAUAAACUAAUAAUAUGCAAAAUGUUUACACAUAGACGUAUUUAUUUAUUAUUGAUUUAUUCUAUCUAUUAUUGGACGUAACUAUAACGUUUCUCGCGUAUAUUUGCAAGGCUGCCUUGCAUUCGGAAAACAUCAGAAUAUCGUCAUCAUUUUCAUAUUCUCGGUUUAUUCUCAGGUAUAACUUUAUGUCAACUAUAUUUGUAAGGCCGUUUGUCUUUAUCUUACCAUUGUCACUACCGAAUUACACGACAGGGAAAAGUAAUUUUAAACUUCGGAGUAACUUUACAUUACGUUUAUUAAUAAGACAGUAAUGUUUGUUAGGAGGUAGAUGAAGUAUGUGUGAGUUCGUCCUGGCCGGAUAUUCCGGAAGAAUUUAUUAAUUAAAGAUAAAUGCUUCGCAUUAUGGUAGGGGAUAAGAAAUUUCAAAGCAGAUGGCUACUAAAGAACGUACAAAUGUUCUGUU
This is a messenger RNA of Leptidea sinapis, 3761 nucleotides long. It is a transcript of the gene nAChRa4, whose product is annotated as acetylcholine receptor subunit alpha-like. Bases 41 to 1741 code for a protein of 566 amino acids. Gene Ontology annotation, molecular function: acetylcholine-gated monoatomic cation-selective channel activity; transmembrane signaling receptor activity. The transcript is spliced from 10 exons. Lineage: Eukaryota; Metazoa; Arthropoda; Insecta; Lepidoptera; Pieridae. Gene Ontology annotation, cellular component: neuron projection; synapse; postsynaptic membrane. Gene Ontology annotation, biological process: nervous system process; regulation of membrane potential; chemical synaptic transmission. The record is from RefSeq and is a predicted model, not a curated record.